Tachyglossus aculeatus (Australian echidna) is the source of this 3375-nucleotide messenger RNA. RefSeq names its product SLAIN motif-containing protein-like. The transcript is spliced from 10 exons. The record is from RefSeq and is a predicted model, not a curated record. Gene Ontology annotation, biological process: positive regulation of microtubule polymerization; microtubule nucleation; cytoplasmic microtubule organization. Gene Ontology annotation, cellular component: microtubule plus-end. NCBI's taxonomy places the organism in Eukaryota, Metazoa, Chordata, Mammalia, Monotremata, Tachyglossidae. Bases 137 to 2116 code for a protein of 659 amino acids.
AGCGGUUCUAUUUCUAACCCGAUUUGCUUGUAUUUACCCCAGCUCUUGGUACAGUGCCUGACACAUAAGAAAUCUGGUUUCAUCUUACUCGGCCUUUGAUGGCGUUGGUUAUUCAGUGAGGCUCAUUUGAGUGAGGAUGGUGGUUCCUGGGAGCGCCCCUGUUAUACAGCAGGACCCGGCCCUCGAGCCGGACCUGGGGCGGAGCUCAGCGGAGAAUUCUGCCGUGGGUCAUGACGCGGGCCCAGCUGCCGAGCAGGUGGGCCCAGAGCUGGAGGAAGUGCGAAAGCUACAAGAACUAGUGAGAAGACUCGAGGUCCAAAAUCAGCAGUUAAGAACCAGAAGCCAUAGGAGCGUGUCCAGUGCACAGAGUCAGGAAGAUCCCGGUGUGGGGAAUCAACAUGCUGAACUGAAUACGAUGGAAAUUAACAAUAGCAUCAAUUCUAUAACUGAAAAGCAAGAGUUACAAUUAAUGGCAGAUCUUCAGAGUCAGCUGAGCAAGAUGAGAAGCGAGGCGAAAGAAAACAACGGCUGCUUAAGGACAGAGGCGGAUACGAAAGCACGAUGUAGCUUCUUCGAUAACGCUUCCGACCCGAAACACGGUAUUAGCCCAGAGGUACAGAACGACGGUGUUGCCAUUGACGGCUUUUCACUCUCGGAUAGGGGUAGCGGUACCGAGUGUGUGGAAGACCUGAUCGCGGCGGACAUCGACCUCAUGGUUAAAAUGACUGAGCAACAUUCCGGGGCGGGGAGAGAUGAUUUGGGAGACCUCUUCAUUGACACUGCUUUAGAUGAAGUGGAAGUCCUGGAACUUGGGAACUGCAGUGACGGUGAUGAAGAUAGCUGGCUAUACGUCUCACCGAAAAGAAAGCCUACUAUGGAUCAGAAGACUGAAUCCCCUCUCAAAUGGUGCCGGCAAGUAUUGGACCAUCCCAGCCCAGAGACGGAAGCAGCCUGUCGAACACUCAUAAAUAGACUCGAUCAAGCAAGUAGGUGGAAAAGCCUCUAUUGCAGUCCACUGGCCUCACCAAGUGCACAUAACUCGAAUACAGAACCAGGUUCCUGUAGCAAUGCACUAAACUCUCCAGGGCACCUCAAAUCAACUAACAAACCGCUACUAACUUGUGGCAGCUCAGGUUAUUUGAGUAUCCAUUCUGCAUUGAGCUCUCAGUCUUCUGUAGAUAGUGAACUUAGUACUUCUGAUGACUCCAUCUCUAUGGGAUACAAAUUGCAGGACUUGACUGACGUUCAGGUUAUGGCUCGCCUACAAGAAGAGAGCCUCCGUCAGGACUGUGCCUCCAGUUCUGCCUCAGUGUCCCGUCGUAGUUCCAGUGCCUCCCUUCACUCGCUUCGAAAGGGCACUUACAGCGAUCAGGAGUUCGACACCUACAGCUUGGAAGACGAGGACGACUACGACUGCUCCCUGUCGUAUCGUAGCACGCACCGAUAUUCCCCCUCCCCACUCAGCUCUCCUCGCUGCCAGUCUCCCUCAGCAGGUGGAGACUACGGCAGGGCGACGCCAUCUCGAAUUAGACCCCCCAGGAGAUCUGUCCAAAGUCCAAUGCAGGACCGGAUGAAAUACACAAAUCAUGAAGAUGAAUUACGUCACAGUAUGCCCAACCUGGCUAGGACAAGCCUUCGCUCUUUGGAAUCGGUUCGAAGUAGCCGUAGUUUAGAGUCAGAUUUACAGGGGCCCAAUAGUCGGUUAUCUAGAAUUCAGCAACCAUCAUCAGGUUUGGCUCCUGGUAAACUCAGAUUUGCUUCCAACGCCGGGCAGUCUCCCUUAACUGUGCGGCAGUCAAUGAAGACAGGAUCAAGCACAAACUCUCUCUUAACCCCAAGGCAACCGGUAAAAGCUUCCAGCUACGUUAACCCUGCGGGCGGAGUUCGAAAGCCACCUGCAACUUUUAAUCCUGCGUCGUCGGCUAGCAAUUUCUCCACCACCAGAAAUAGCAGCGCGGCCACCGCAGCGAAAAACUCGCCGGCGAAGAUGCGACCGACAGUCGGAGGUGCGGCAGCUUCCAAGAGCAAGUUGACACAGCCAUCCAGGAGGUCUCUUCAGUCAGUGAAGACCAACAGUCUGCCCGCUGACGACUCCUGGAAAGAUGGCUGUUACUGAGCCAACCCAAAGAAGCAGUGGACUGCCAAGCAUUUGACUGCAUCUUAAGCCCAGCUGGCUGGGAAUUAUGUUUGCUCAUUUAUGGAGAGGCCUUUUUGGGAGCCAGUGCUCAGUCUCCCUGCCAUAUUGAAUUUUGCCAACGUCUUCAACGGUGAAAAUAAGCUCCUUUUCCAGCCACUCUGCCCCUGUUAUUUAUAAAAUAUAGCGCUGAAACCUCUAAAAAGCGAUCCAAAAAUCCCCUCCAGUCUUCAGACACGUGUUGCAGUUGUCUUGUACAAACUCUUGUCUAAUCGGAUGGCCCGAGGUUGAGUUCAGCCUGUGGCGUGCAUGCGGAAGCUUUGCUUAGGACGCAGGUUACGAUGCUACGAUGUCAGUAAGAAGCUCGACUCCCCCUUUCCCUCCCACCCUAAAUCGGUUUUCCUUGUACUCUAAAUGGAUGUCUUGGAGACGCGACCAAUCAGCUAGAUAAACUGUGGUAUAGCUGUGUUAGAAAUUAUAUUUUGUAAACUCAUCCAGUGUAGUUCCUUUUCCGUCUGUCUCCCACAGGUUUUUUUUACUCGCUGCUGGCUCGAACGCCGAUUUCUUCUGCCUUUUAUUGUUUUAAUACAAACGUCUUUCGAAAGUUCCCUAGUAAGUUAUAAAACCAGUUUGCCUCUUUCAGAACGGUUGGUGUCACGGCUGAGUUUGGGAGCGCACCCCACAAUAUUUGCGUGGGUGUUUGGACGCGCGGAGCUGCCUGCUCGAGGGCGUUUGGAAGUGGUUCUCGAUCUACCUUACCCCAGUCUCAACCGAUGACAGCACUUGGUUUUAUAUCAACGUUUUCUAUUUUUUCCUAUGAAAGACUAGAUUUUAAGAUCCGUCUCUGCCUAGGGCAAGUAGCCGAGACCACUUAAUCGUAGAACACACUGAGUGGGCCAGCAGUUUGUCAGCCUCAGUGUGAUUUGCUACGGGAGCUUAAGAUAUAAUGGUGCUAAGUGUUUUUAUUAAUAAGUACAGUCUCCUUUUUACUGAAUUAGAGUUUGUAUGAAACUAGAAUCCCAUCCUGUUAGGAUUUUCAAGAUUAUAGGUGCCAGCUGGUUCAAUAACCUUUCCUGUAAAAAGUUAACCACGUGCUUAAGUAAUGAUCAAUUUUCUGUAUAUUGAAAACCAAACUUUACAGAUGAGAAGAUUCCUUUCUUCCACCAUGUAUUUUUACCACCCUGUAGAAAGCUUUGCAGAGAUGAUCUUAUAAUAAAUGAGCUCUUCCAAGAAACACAGUG